GUGACACCAUUGGGCUUUGCAGAAUACCGGGCACCAACUCCCAUGGUCACAGCUGCCUUCUGCAUGGGUGCCAUGGAUGCGCCACCAUGCCCUGCAGAUGUAGAAGGAGUCAGAUUUCAUGCUUGGAGCCCUGGAUAUGGACUGGCCGAGUACUUGGAGCUGCCGCUUGCAAAGGUCUUAAAGUUUGCGGCUGAUGCCUUUGCGCAGGCUGCUCGUGGAUCAUCAUUUGCACUGAUCGUGGAGUCCGUGAAGUUGAUGCCAGUAACACGCGCUUUGGAAACGUUCGGGGCGGGCUCUAUUCUGUCCUCCCUUUCCGAUCCUUUGGAGGCGUUGGUGGCCAGCAAGCUUUUAAGGAAACGCGUGGAGGUGCUUUGUGGUACCAAGCUCCUGGACUACCUUAAUCAGCUCUCUUUGGAUUCCCUCAAGUCCUUUGAUGCUGUGUGGCUAGGGUAUGAUGGCGGCAGAGCAAUGACAUCAGCUUCGCUUCAUGGUUGCAGCGAAUGGUCUCACCUGAACGCGCUGCUCUCCUUGCGACUCCUGUCUGAAAAUGCGCUCCUGGCUGCGACUGGGACGUUGAAUCUGAGGGACAGUCGGUCCUAGGACUUUUAGCUGUGUGACGUGCUUACUUUGCCAGUGAUCGAAACAGCCCUUGCUUGUCGACUAGUGAGUGCAUACAAAUCAGUGCUAGCGGAAUUUUUACCGCCCAGAAAAACAUCCAGAAAAACAUGGAUGUUUUGGAGAUGGACGACUUCAGCACAGUG
Messenger RNA from Durusdinium trenchii, 761 nucleotides. Lineage: Eukaryota; Dinophyceae; Suessiales; Symbiodiniaceae. The record is from the annotation of a GenBank genome assembly.